UGUAGUCGUACCAACUGACUGAUCUCCUCCAUCCUCCGGAGCUCCGACGUUCUCGGACACAUAAACCCUGUUCUUGUCCUAAUUCGCCAAGGGGCCAUAGAUAUGAGCGCGCUGGCGUCGAGCAGAGAAGUGCGGGGCCCUGGGCCCGGGGCUCCCGAGAACCGGCCCCUGCUGCCCCUGCUGCUGCUGCUGCUGCUGCUGCUCUUGCUACCGCUGCCCGCUGGCGCCUGGUACAAGCACGUGGCGAGUCCCCGUUAUCACACAGUGGGUCGUGCCUCGGGGCUGCUCAUGGGGCUGCGUCGCUCGCCCUACCUGUGGCGCCGUGCCCUGGGCGGGGCCGCUGGACCACUAGCCCGGCUCCCGGGACCGGUCGCCGGCAGCGCUCUCCUGCUUCCUUCCCCCGGGCAGGAGCUGUGGGAAGUACGAAGCGGGAGCUCACGGGCAGGGCUUCCCGUCCAUGCAACCCGGAGUCCGCGGGACCUGGAGGGAGCCCGCCAACCAGAGCAGUCGCUAAGCCUUCACUCCUGGAUCUCAGCGGAGCCCGCUGCUAGAGCCUUCGGAGAGACGCUUCGCGCCCAGCCAUGGUUCCUGCAGCAAAUCAUCUUUGCCAAUCCUGUUAGGCUCGACGACCGUCCCAAGAACCGAUGGCGCCCCCAUGCUUGACCUAGGCAGAAGCACAGCUUGUAGCUCCAGUCUGGUCUCGUGGUCUAGUCAAUAAAACAACCCUGAUUCCUGCGC
Messenger RNA from Grammomys surdaster, 738 nucleotides. It is a transcript of the gene Npw, whose product is annotated as neuropeptide W. Gene Ontology annotation, molecular function: G protein-coupled receptor binding. The record is from RefSeq and is a predicted model, not a curated record. NCBI's taxonomy places the organism in Eukaryota, Metazoa, Chordata, Mammalia, Rodentia, Muridae. Gene Ontology annotation, biological process: G protein-coupled receptor signaling pathway; feeding behavior. The transcript has 2 exons. The coding region runs from base 103 to 663 and encodes 186 amino acids.